Messenger RNA from Diorhabda carinulata, 4401 nucleotides. RefSeq names its product forkhead box protein D3-like. Gene Ontology annotation, molecular function: RNA polymerase II cis-regulatory region sequence-specific DNA binding; DNA-binding transcription factor activity, RNA polymerase II-specific. The transcript is spliced from 2 exons. Bases 159 to 1085 code for a protein of 308 amino acids. NCBI's taxonomy places the organism in Eukaryota, Metazoa, Arthropoda, Insecta, Coleoptera, Chrysomelidae. Gene Ontology annotation, biological process: cell differentiation; anatomical structure morphogenesis; regulation of transcription by RNA polymerase II. The record is from RefSeq and is a predicted model, not a curated record.
AGAUAUAAUCUUGAAUCCGUACAGUGAACACACACCGAUCGUCCUUAUCUUUUUUCUUAUCAAUCUCGCGAUAAAAAAAACCGUAGUAAAUGGUACCGUAUAUAAGCGAGUGAUAACCGUCAUUCAUUCGUUCGAAGUGACAAGUGCUAUUUUUUUAAAUGCUGACUAUGGAGGAAAAUUGUCGUCAUUUGACGACCAGUGACAACGAUGCAAGAUAUUCCGUACCUGAUAGUCCCUUAGACUUGAGAGGGUCCACAAUAGAAUCUCCAGAAGUUAAACAAGAAAAAGAGAAAUCGAAAAAAUCCAGUCAUCAACUCAUAAAACCUCCCUAUUCUUACAUAGCUUUAAUAACGAUGGCGAUAUUACAGUCACCUCAUAAAAAAUUAACUCUAAGCGGUAUAUGUGAAUUCAUAAUGUCAAGAUUCCAUUAUUAUAGAGAAAAAUUUCCAGCUUGGCAAAAUUCUAUCAGGCAUAAUCUUUCGUUGAAUGACUGUUUUAUUAAAAUUCCUAGAGAGCCGGGGAAUCCAGGAAAAGGAAAUUAUUGGACGCUGGAUCCUUUAGCGGAAGAUAUGUUCGACAACGGAAGCUUUUUAAGAAGAAGAAAAAGAUACAAAAGACCUUCACCGAAUAUUAUGUUACGCGAUCAUCACGCGUCGGCGAUGGUAGCUUCGUUUCUCUCAAGUCAAGAAAAUUAUCAUCACAGCAUUUUCAGCCAUACUAGUAUGCACAAUCCUUACCCUUAUAUUCCAGGAAUUCCAACAAAUCUCCCUACAAAUCUACCGUUGUUAAGUCCUAUAGAUUUAUCGAGAAUAAGUCUCAGUCAUCUUGGUUUGUUACCUCAGCCUACGAUCUGCAAACCGGUGCCUGUUCAACCGUCUAGUGUUACUACAGUUUCAGAAGAUUCAGAAGAAUACGGUACAACGGACAUUAAGAAAAUUAAACCAGGAUUUUCAAUAGACUCCAUUAUGGGGCAUGAAGGUAAUAGGAGCAAAAAUGAUAUGAGUCCUGACAUAACGCUUACAAAAAUUCACAACCAUGGAUCUGCGUUUUCUCCGUUAUCUUCUAGUGACGAUUGGACGAGGUGAAAUAUUCAAGAUUUUUUGUAAAGGUCCUGCAGCUAAAAUGAACACUUUCUACUAAAGCGCUUCCGUAUAGUCAAAUGGAGCAUUCACUGAAAAAUACUUCAUAGGUUACGUGGAGAAAUUGUUAAUUAAAGCAAAACAUACGACCAGAAAAUUGUUAAAAAUGUUUGGGAUCGUAAAAGAUUAUUUACACCAGUUAUGGAAUCAAUCAUUAAUCAUUUUCUUAUAAGAAAUGAAGUAAAAGAAAUCAUAAGAUAUUAAAAUUUUUAAAACUCGCUUUAUCACAAAAAUCUUCUGUUAGCUGCCACAUAGCAAAACGAGACCUAAUUGACCAGAUGCAAACAAAAUUGGUGAUAGAAUUUCAACGCCUCACAUAUUUUGGACGAUGGUUAUUAAGUUCUAUUAAAAUUCAUAUACAACCAAGAAAAAUUCGGUUAUUUUUAUGCCCGUGUUUUUUUGAAAUGUGCCAUAAUUUUGUGACGAUAUAUGCUAUUUUCAUAAUAUAGAAUCUUCUAUGUAAAUAAAAAUUAUUUCAUUGAAGAUAAUAUAUCCCAAGUGAUGAAGAAACAGUUGUUCUCAAAUAAGGAGUGAACUGGAUGUUUUCAGAAAUACAUCUUUACAUGUAUUCACUAAUGACUAUAGAAUGUACUUAUGAGUUUUUGUUUUUUCAUUCAUGUAAUUAUCCACAAUCUCCAAAAUUUUCUAAUGUCACGUUCAAAUACACUCUACUAUCUCUCUUUUUAAACGUAAUUACAUACGAGGUGUGAUCGAAAAUUGGUAAGUAUUGAAUAACUCUUUCUCAAAAUUACUUGCCCUUUGAUAGCAUUGAACCAAUAGCUUCGUGACUGAAAGCAUUUCUUUAAAUAUAUUCGAAAUACAAAUUUUUCCGGUGUUUUUUCCCAUAUUCCAGCCGGCAGCGCGCAAAAUCAUUUUUUUUUCUCAAAGGACUCUUCAAAAACUAUUUGUGCGCCAAAAAUCAUUAUUAUUGGUUUUAAUGAUAGGUUUAAGUAAAAUUUUGACUACAGCGACUGGACUAGGAAGUCAUAGUUCACGUUCUAUUGUGCCCAGUUCUUCAAGCUUCUAGUUAUUAUGUAAACCUAUUGUCCUGUGAUUUCACUGCUCCAUCUAUUCUGACACCAACUCUUUCUUUUUCCUUCUUUGUCGCUGCUCUAUAUUUCUAAGACGAUUAACCCUCAUUUUUCUUCCCCAGAAAUCCUAUUGAGACGGAAGCCUUAUAAAAAAUAAUAAAAAAAGUAAUUAACUGCAAUUUUCAUUACACCUCGUAUAUUCAAAAGCACUAGUAGGAACGCGAAAUUGCAAAUUUAAAAUUGCGAUAAUGUCACCAAUAUAAAAGUCGCAGAAAUGUUUUAUAUAAAUUUUAUUGAAUAUAAAUACGAGUAAUAACAAUUUAUAGUAUUGCCAAUUUUUCCAAUUUGGAAGUGUGGCAGCUAAAGAUGCCACAAAUAGUUUUAUCUCGUAAAGACCAAAGAUUUGCGAACUGUAAUGUGAUUUAGCUGUUGCAAUAUUUAUUGUUUAGAUGUAGAUUUGUAGAUAGUAGGAAAAUGAAAACUUUUCAAAUACCUCUGUAAAUCACCAAAUAAUCUCAUAAAAUAUUAGCAGAAAACUGUACAUUUUUCCACGGAAAUUCUGAGAAUAAAAUCGGGAGUAAAGAAUAGAAAACAAGUGUGCAAAGCUUUAAACCACUAAAACAUUUUUAACAUUAAAAAGAAAUUUGAAAUGUUUGUAGGUGAAAAUUCGAAUGAGAGGCUCUCACUAAAAAUUUAGUAAUUUUGUAGGUUUAGUUUUUGUUUGAAAAUCGUAUAAGUAAGUCGUUCUGAAAAGGGAGAAAAAUGUGUAUUAAGCUGUUACUAAAUUUGUUCACAAUAGGCAUUUUGCCCAAAUAAAUGAAGAAAAUAGAAACUGUGUACGGAGACUCUUCACCACACUGACGAAGAGCAUUUGGAGGGGCCAAAAAUUGUGACAACUAACGAUAUCAUCGAAACUAGCUGAAGAAUUAUACAUAAGGCUCGUUUGGCACCGCGUUUGCUCACUUUGAACCGAAAGUUCAUUAGAAUGAACAUUUCUCAUGUCUUAUUGACGCAGUUGAAGCAAAAUGAUAUACGAUUUUUUACAUCGAUUCAUAACUGCAGAUUAAUUUUUAAUCCAACACUACACUUUUGAAACAGUCAAAAUAGUGGAUUGCAAAGACUGGAAGUGACAUCUGUUCACCAGAUCUGGUCCCUCUGACUGUUUUUUUUUCUGUUUUCUUACCUAAAGCUUCACUUGCAGAAGAGAAAGUUUUCUCGGUCGAGAAAAGCGACAACUUUUAUUUAAAAAGGUUAGAAGGGUUCAAAAGUUUUGCUAGACUUAGUGUAUAGACUUAAAGGGUGAAAAAUGAAAAUGAUUAUAAAAAAAAUCUUGUUUCUUCGUUAGGUUCGUAUAUGAUACCUUGAGUUACACAAAAUACUUCCACGUUUUGGAAAGAUUAUAAGUAAUUAGCAGCCGACUCUAUUUUCAAAGUUAUGUUCAUGAAAUUCCUAAAAUUGUAUUUAAUAGAUUUUACUUAGCCAUUAAUCAGUUCAGUGGACAUUAUCGUCCAGAUCUUCAAGAUGAGCAAAAUGAUGAAAUAUACAAAAUUAACUUAAUGUAUGCAAUAUUCAGAUAAAAAAGAUUUUUAGUUCCAUAUUUCUCAUCAAGUUACCCCAUUGGAAAUAUACCAAGACAACAUUUGAAUAUCUAUUCGUAUAUGUAAAUUGAAACAGGUUUUGUAUCGAUGUGCUAUUGAAAUACUUACAUUGAUUAGCUGCACCUACAGUUAAAUAUGAGAUUGUAAAUCUCCAAAUGGUAAGGGAGGAUCUCAUACCAAAAGAUCUCUAUAAGAAUGUAUAUUCCUGAAUUGUUAUUUCUAAACACCUCACUUUGCUGGCGCGACUUUGCUGAUGUGGAAGAAAUUAUUUGGUGAUUUAAAACAAUUUUAUAUACUGUGUAUAGAAAAUAAAUUGAAUGUAUAAACACACUUAGUUGAAUAAGUUAAAAGGCGUCGUAUUAACUUGUACAUAAUAUUGCAAAUUACAAAUUGUACAGUGUAGAUAUAAGAUUUCAACAAUUCUCCUUCCAUACUAUGUAUAGACUAGUGAAGCUGUAACAAUAUUAUUCAACAUAUUUGUCUUAUUUUUAAAAAAUGUAUAGAUUCGAAAAAUUUGAUUUGUUUCAUAAUGAAAUGUACUUAGUUAUCAUGAAAAAUAUUAUAAUGAACUGAUUGACACUUUAUUUGAUAUUUUUAUCUGUUUUGAUUACGACAUAAAGAAUACCGAUAUGU